UGCUGCCCCCUCUCCAUAUUGAUUCCUUGGAGCUUAAUACCCGAAUAUAUUGAGCGAUGAUGCAACAUGCUCGUCAUCUUUUUUAUGCUGCAUUCACAUAAAUAAGAACCACUACGUAUCUUUUCUUUCCUCAAGUUCGUUACAGCCAUCAUCAUCAUCAUCUUCACUGCCUUUGUAACUCGCUGGUCUUCCUCCACUUUUGAAAACCGAAAAAUGAGUCAUUAAGUAUCGGAUUCAGUUUAUUUCUUUGUUUCUUGCAUCCACGAGCGCGAAACUUGAAGAAGAUCAAUGGCGAGAAACGAGUGGAUAAAUGGAUAUUUGGAGGCAAUUCUUGAUGCAGGAAGUAAACUUCAAAAGCAAGGUUCAAGCAUCACUAGUAAAAUAGAAGCGAAGAACAGAAAUCUGAAAGGCGACGUCAUAUUUUCUGCUGCUCUGGAAGUUGAUGAUAAUAAUAACAAGGAAACAGCGGUAUCCGCCGGGAAGGCUUUCAGUCCGACUAAAUAUUUUGUUGAGGAAGUUGUUAACAGUUUUGAUGAAUCUGAUCUCCACAGAACAUGGAUUAAGGUAAUAGCAACAAGGAAUACGCGUGAACGGAAUAAUAGACUGGAGAAUAUGUGCUGGCGUAUAUGGCAUCUUGCUCGCAGUAAAAAACAGAUUGCAUGGGAAGCGGCACAAAGUUUAGCGAUCCGUCGCCUUGAGCGAGAGCAAGUUCGCAUUGAUGCAUCCGAGGAUUUGUCAGAACUUUCAGAGGGAGAGACGAAAGAGAAAGGAGAAAGUAACUAUCGAUCAGAAUCAUUCAAGCCAGAAAAGCUUUUCCGGAUCAACUCUGAUCUCCAAAUUUGGACCGAUGACAACAGCAAAUCCAAACGUCUCUACAUUAUAUUGAUCAGCUUGCAUGGUCUGGUGCGUGGGGAGAAUAUGGAGUUGGGAAGAGAUUCAGACACAGGCGGGCAAGUGAAAUAUGUCGUAGAGUUAGCCAAGGCUCUAGCCAAUACCAAAGGGGUUUACCGAGUUGAUUUGUUGACUCGCCAGAUUGCAUCUUCUGAAGUGGAUUCAAGUUACGCUGAGCCCAUUGAAAUGUUAACUUGUCCCGAUGAUGCUGAUGGCCAAAGUGAAGGUGAUAGUUGCGGAGCAUACAUAAUCCGACUCCCUUGUGGUCCUCGAAACACAUAUAUACCGAAAGAAUCUUUGUGGCCACACAUACCAGAAUUUGUAGAUUGUGCAUUGUCGCACGUAGUGAACAUGGCAAGGGCAAUAGGGGAUGAAAUGGAAGGAGGGAAGCCGGUAUGGCCGUAUGUCAUACACGGACAUUAUGCAGAUGCAGGAGCGGUGGCCGCGCAACUGUCAGGUGCCUUAAAUGUUCCGAUGGUGCUUACUGGACAUUCGUUGGGCAGGAACAAAUUCGAGCAAUUAUUGAAACAAGGGAGAUUAAGUAGGGAAGAUAUAAAUUCAACGUACAAAAUUAUGAGAAGGAUUGAAGGUGAGGAAAUGGGGCUGGAUGCUGCUGAAAUGGUGGUUACGAGUACUAGACAAGAGAUUGAAGAACAAUGGGGAUUGUAUGAUGGUUUUGAUCCAAAGCUUGAGAGGAAACUUAGGGUCAGAAGACGGCGAGGUGUUAGUUGCCUUGGUAGAUACAUGCCUAGAAUGGUGGUGAUACCACCAGGGAUGGACUUCAGUUAUGUGACCCAGCAAGAUUCUUCCCUAGAUGGGGAUCUAACCUCAUUGAUUGGCUCUGACAGAACUACUCAAAACAAAGGACAUCUCCCUCCCAUUUGGGUUGAGGUAAUGCGAUUUUUCACCAACCCUCACAAACCCAUGAUACUAGCCUUGUCACGUCCAGACCCAAAAAAGAACGUCACUACUUUACUCAAAGCGUUUGGCGAGUGUCAACCUCUAAGAGAGCUCGCAAACUUGACUCUAAUCCUUGGAAAUAGAGAUGACAUAGAAGAGAUGUCGAACAGCAGCUCAACUGAACUUACAACAGUUUUGAAGCUCAUCGACAAGUACGACCUGUAUGGUCAGGUUGCAUAUCCUAAGCAUCACAAGCAAUCUGACGUACCUGAAAUAUACCGUUUGGCUGCAAAGACUAAGGGAGUUUUUAUUAAUCCUGCGCUGGUAGAGCCGUUCGGCCUAACUCUAAUAGAGGCAGCUGCAUAUGGUUUACCUGUUGUUGCGACUAAAAAUGGAGGGCCGGUGGAUAUUCACAAGGCACUGAACAAUGGGCUUCUAGUUGAUCCACAUGACCAGAAAGCAAUAGCUGAUGCUCUCUUAAAGCUUGUUGCAAACAAAACCCUCUGGUCCGAUUGCCGUAAAAAUGGUCUGAAAAACAUUCAUCGUUUCUCAUGGCCAGAGCACUGUCGUAACUAUCUAUCACACGUUGAACACUGCCGUAACCGACACCCCACAACACGUCUUGAAAUUGUGCCUAGUGCUGAAGAACCAAUGAGUGAUUCUCUAAGAGACGUUGAAGAUCUCUCGCUAAGAUUCUCCAUCGACGGAGAUCUCAAAAUUAACAAUGGUGAACUCGUCGAUGCUGCUACGCGGCAAAAAGAGAUCAUCGAUGCAUUAAUCAAGCGUCGCCUUCGAACUGACCAGCAAAUACCAGGUGUCAUUUAUUCCCCUGGAAGAAGGCAGAAGCUAUGUGUCAUCGCUGUCGACUGUUACAAUGCAGAUGGAACGGCGUCAGAGAAUUUUUCAAAGAUAAUCAAAAUGGUAACAACGGUAUCUGGAACAGGGUUAGCUGGUAUGGUAAUAUCCACCGGUUCUACAUUGGCGGAGACCAUCGAGGCAUUGAAAUCUUGCCAAGUUGAACCUAGUGAUUUUGAUGCCUUGAUUUGUAGCAGUGGCAGCGAAAUGUAUUACCCAUGGAGAGAUUUAGUAGCUGACUUGGAUUAUGCAGCCCAUGUAGAGUACAGGUGGCCCGGAGAUAAUGUGCGUUCUACCAUUAUUAGGCUUGCCAGGGAAGACGGCGCAUCUGAAGAUGAUGUGACAGAGUAUGAUGCAGCAAGCAAUUCUCGAUCCCAUGCUUACUUAGUCAAGCCAGGAGCCAAGACACGGAAAGUGGACGACCUAAGGCAUAAGUUGAGAAUGAGAGGUUUCAGGUGCAGUCCUGUUUAUACACAUGCUGGAAAUCGCUUGAACAUUGUCCCUUUGUUUGCAUCCAGAGCUCAGGCACUAAGGUACUUGUCUGUUAGGUGGGCAAUUGAGCUCUCCAAAAUGAUAGUGUUUGUGGGAGAGAAAGGAGAUACUGACCAUGAAGACUUACUUGUUGGACUCCACAAAACCAUAAUUCUUGAAGGCUCUGUAGAAUGUGGAAGCGAGAUGUUUGUGCGCGGUGAAUCUAGUUACAAAAGGGAAGAUGUAGUUCCGCCUGGAAGCCCCAAUAUCUUCUGCGUAAAACAAGGUUUUGGUGAACAGGAUAUCUCUCUUGUGCUGGACACUCUUCUUGUGACUAAGUAGAUGCAUGCCUCUCUCUCUAGCAUGGCGGUAAAAUCGUCAGGUGGUGAUACUAGCGAGCUCAAAAGUUCGUUAACAACAUAAUUCACUCAUCAAAUAAAUAUGUAAAAUUUUCAUUUUUCCAAGAAUUUGUCAUACAGCCACACAUAUAUUACUGCUUAGAGCAGGUCUUAUGGUCGAAUCCAACAUAUUCCAAGUGUGGAAAAUUCAUGGAAUGUCAAGUCUAGUGGCUUUCAA
Papaver somniferum (opium poppy) is the source of this 3693-nucleotide messenger RNA. RefSeq names its product probable sucrose-phosphate synthase 4. Lineage: Eukaryota; Viridiplantae; Streptophyta; Magnoliopsida; Ranunculales; Papaveraceae. The transcript is spliced from 13 exons. Gene Ontology annotation, biological process: sucrose metabolic process. The coding region runs from base 289 to 3459 and encodes 1056 amino acids. Gene Ontology annotation, molecular function: sucrose-phosphate synthase activity; sucrose synthase activity. The record is from RefSeq and is a predicted model, not a curated record.